CCUUCUUUGCCCCAAAUUAAGCUUUACUUUUCUCAUUCCUCUUCUCUCACCUAACAAUAUCAAAGUCUCAUCCUUUUUUCACUUAAAACUUUAAUAAUUUCUGUACGAACGAACAAUCAUCUCUGAUUCUUCGAAUCUCAAAGAAUCUCUCAAAAAAAAAAAAUUAAAAUUUUUGAUUUGAUGGGUUGUACAACCUCUAAGCUCGACGAUCUCCCAGCAGUAGCGCUUUGUCGUGACCGUUGUGGUUUCUUAGAAGCAGCGAUUCAUCAACGUUACGCUUUAGCCGAAGCUCACGUCGCUUACACACAAGCCCUUAAAGGAAUAGCUCAGCCUCUUCACAAAUUCAUCAAUCACCACCGCCGUGAAGUUGAAGAUGACGACGAUUCGGAUUCACCCAAGAAAGCUAAACCCAAGAUGGGUUCUUCUGGGUCGGGUCAUCUCGAGUUCGAUUCGGAUUCUGAUGACGACGAUACUGAUUCUUUGCAUUCGUCUCCUCUGCAUCAUCAUCUAGACGAAGACCCGAAUCCGAAAUCGUAUUUGCAUAUGAACUUUAUGAAGAAUAGUUCUAUGCCUCCUUCUGUGGUUUAUGAGCAGAGACCUUCGAGUCCUCAGAGGGUUUAUUUCGGCGAGUCAUCAUCAUCCUCUGGCUAUAAUCCGAGAUAUUCGAAUUACGGACCUGAAUCUUCACCGAAGUUGCCUCCGCCGCCACCGUCGCCGCCGAGGGAAAAGGUUUGGGAUUUCUUAAACCCUUUUGAUACUUAUUACACUCCGUACAGUCCUAGUCGUGAUUCGAGAGAGUUGAGAGAGGAAUUGGAUAUUCCGGAUUUGGAGGAAGACGAUGAGGUUGUGAAGGAAGUAGUACAUGGGAAACAGAAAUUUGUGGCUACGGCUUCUGUGGAAGAGCCUGCAAGUAACUCUGGUGGUGCCAGCACUAGCGGCGGAGGAGGUCAGGCUUCUUUGUAUCAGACUAGGCCAACUGUGUCAGUUGAGAAAGAAGAUAUGGAGCACGAGGUUCAUGUCGUGGAGAAGAAAGUUGUUGAGGAUGGUAGUGGUGGAGACGAGGUGCGGAGGAGUAAUGCUGCGGCUGCACAUAGCAGUCGGGUCCGGCGUGGGGUGCCUGAGGUUGCGAAAGAGAUAGAAGCUCAGUUCUUGAGAGCUGCAGAGUCAGGAAGUGAGAUUGCAGUGAUGCUUGAAGUGGGCAAGCAUCCUUAUGGUCGCAAACAUGUUUCGUCAAAGAAGCUGCAGGAGGUAACCCCAUCACUAUCUGUGGUUUCGCCAGCUCAAUCAUCAACCUCCAAGAAAACUAAAGCUGAUGCCUCUUCUCCAUUGGCUGCUCCUACUUACGCAGACAUUGAGGCAGAGCUUGCUUUAAGGUCUCGUAAUCUUUCUUCGACAUUGCACAAGCUCCAUCUCUGGGAGAAGAAGCUUUACGAGGAAGUCAAGGCCGAGGAAAAACUGCGUGUAACCCAUGAGAAAAAGUUGAGGAAGCUGAAGCGUUUGGAUGAAAGAGGUGCCGAGGAUCUAAAAGUAGAUUCAACACGAAAGUUAGUGAGAAGUUUGUCCUCAAAGAUAAGGAUUGCAAUUCAAGUUGUUGAUAAAAUCUCCGUGACUAUUAACAAGAUAAGAGACGAAGAGCUAUGGCUGCAACUGAAUGAAUUGAUCCAAGGGCUUAAUAGAAUGUGGAUUUCCAUGCUUGAGUGCCAUAGAAGUCAGUUUGAGGCUAUUAAGGAAGCCAGAGGUUUAGGCCCCAUUAGAGUGAGCAAAACACUUGGUGAUGAUCAUCUCGAAGCUACAAGGAUGCUUGGGCAUGAACUUAUAAAUUGGAUUGUAGGAUUCUCCAGUUGGGUUAGUGCGCAAAAAGGUUUUGUAAGAGAACUGAAUAGCUGGCUUAUGAAGUGUCUUUUCUAUGAACCUGAGGAAACUCCUGAUGGAUUCGUUCCUUUUUCUCCUGGUCGUAUUGGGGCUCCAUUGAUCUUUGUGAUAUGUAACCAGUGGGAACAAGCUCUGGAUAGAAUAUCAGAGAAGGAAGUUAUCGAGGCUAUACGCCGUUUCACUACGAGUGUGCUGCAUCUCUGGGAAAAAGAUAGGUCCGAAACCCGGGAGAGGAUGACGGGGCAGGGUGAUCCAAGAAAUGUGGACCGAGAGGAACAAAGAUUACAGAAAGAGAUUCAAGAACUGGAGAGGAAAAUGGUUCUGGUGGGUCCGGGCGAGGAUAACAUUGUCUACCAAAGCGACACUAGUAACGAUAGUUUACAAGGUAGUCUUCAACGUAUAUUUGAAGCUAUGGAGAGAUUUACAGAGGAAUCAGUGAAAGCUUAUGAGGAUCUCUUGCAUCGUGCUGAAGAAGAAUGCGGCUCUCGCGAAACAGAUGAAGACUAAUGAAAAACCAUGGAGGAAAAUAUCGCUUGACCAAAAUGAUCAUAGACUUGUGAGUUGAUUCACGUGCUAUAUAUAGACAGCUAAGUUAUGCUUGGCCAUGAUGAUGCAUGAUCCACCAUGACUCAGUCUGUAGACUGGAGCACCAGACCACAUUCAUAUAUAUGGAUGGUAUCUAAGGCACCAGGAAGUUAAUGUAUCACCUUCCUCGUACACGCGCAAUAACUGCUCUGCAGAAGACAUGGGAUAGAGAAAUGGAUCAAUGCUCAGUUAAUGGAUGUGGUCAUGUGCUAUGUGCCCUAUUUUAGAAGGGGCAUGGUUGGCACAUGUGAAUUACCCAAUUUUGUAUAGCUUAAUCUUUUCUUAGAACGUUACUAUGCUCCACUAUCUAUGUCCACAACAUUUUUCAGUCUAUGAACAAAAAUCUUGACAGAUUUAUAAAUGUUUGGUUUUAAUAA
Messenger RNA from Capsella rubella, 2834 nucleotides. RefSeq names its product nitrate regulatory gene2 protein. The transcript has 4 exons. The record is from RefSeq and is a predicted model, not a curated record. The coding region runs from base 181 to 2379 and encodes 732 amino acids. NCBI's taxonomy places the organism in Eukaryota, Viridiplantae, Streptophyta, Magnoliopsida, Brassicales, Brassicaceae.